Messenger RNA from Cryptotermes secundus, 1873 nucleotides. RefSeq names its product zinc finger protein 782-like. Bases 1118 to 1873 code for a protein of 251 amino acids. The transcript has 4 exons. The record is from RefSeq and is a predicted model, not a curated record. Gene Ontology annotation, cellular component: nucleus. NCBI's taxonomy places the organism in Eukaryota, Metazoa, Arthropoda, Insecta, Blattodea, Kalotermitidae.
GACUAACCGCUUGAGCUAAGGUGCAAUUAAAAAAAUUGUGUAACUUUCAACUUUUUCAAUUAGUUUUUAAUUGUACUUCCCUCACUAUCAGGACGAUAUGGCAAUAAAAAAUGACAGCAGGUAAUAUGCCUGAGGGUAUUUGUAUAAGGCCAAAACAUGUUAUAUUAAUAACAAAAUGCGUGAACAAAAUGUGGUGGUGCAGGAGUAACUAUGCUCCCAUUGGAACAUUUAUUGAAAUUUCACUGAUAAGCAUGAAAUAACUAAGAAGUUGAACAUAUUUUAAAGAAUUAAGGUGAGAGGGUGUGAACAGAAUUUUCUUCUGUUAGGGUACAAAUCCAUGAGAGGUUCUUGUAACCAUGAUAAUGAACUUCCAAGUUCUAUAAAAUGCAGAUAUACUAUAGAGUAGCUGAGUGACCACUAGCUUCUAAAGAAGUGCUCUGCUCCAUGGACUUAGCAUUUCAUAAUCAUUCUGAAAUUGCAGAGAAGAAAUCUGUGCAAAGCAGCUACUAUCAGUUUGAUGGCAUAAAAAAGGAAAAUUUUAGCCUAUUUUCCUUAUUUCAAAAAAGGCUAGAGGUUCUAGGAAGAAAUAACUGUUUACUUCCUUCCACUAUAUAUUCAGUGUUUGAUAUGACCCAGAUGGCAUAGAAAACACCAUGUACAGAAAGUUCUGAAUUCAAUGACAUGAGGCCCAAAAGCCAUAAUAGUGGAUUCAAAAGAGAUGGCCGUUUUUAGGUAGUGGCUCAGUAAACAUUCAUACAGCAGCAAUACACAUAGACCACACAGAAAAUGCUGCGGCCAGAAGUUCCUCUGUGGUUAUAUGUAUACUCAUUGCUGCGGGAACGUUUGCUUCUGAGGCAUUGCAUAUUUUUGAUGUUUUGAAGAAACAAAAGGACGCUUAUGAGAUACCCUGCUGUCUGUGUGUCCAUGUAUAACACAUGCCCCAAUAACACUCCUUGGUAGUGGCUCUAUAAGCAUAUUCCCACAUCAAGCACACAACAAUAGAAGAACUGUUGGAUGUAGUGUGUGUUCCGUGUCAUCAUAUAUUCAAUGUAUAAUGAAAAGAAAUUAGGUGAUCUUUCUUCUCUGAACUUCUUGUAUGUAGGGUGAAUGCAUAGCCAUGUUAGAUAUGGCACUGUUUGUUUCACAGAACCCUAGAGAUUCAGAGAAUGUACGAGAUCUGUGUACUGAGAUAUGCUCAGCGCCAUCUCAUGAUGCAUAUGAAGCCAUCAGUAUAAAAGCUGAGGUGCUGUCAGAUGGAGAAGAAGAGGAGUAUCCUGUCCCAGUGACAUAUCCAGGAAUAAAGGCUGAACCCAAGAAUCCUACAGAUUCAGAGAAAUUACAAGGUCCAUGUAGUGAGAUGUCCCCAGCAUCUUCUCAAGAUUCAUAUCAGGCCAUCAGUGUGAAAGCUGAGGUAUUGUCAGAUGCAGAAGAAGAGGAGAGUCCUGUCCCGCUAACAUUUGUAGAAAUAAAGGCUGAACCUGAGAUUCUUUAUGAUCUUCAAUCUAUGGACGGUGAGGAGCGACUAUAUUCCUGUGAAGAAUGUAAUAAAUCAUUUAGUGAUCAGGAUAAUCUGAAGAGGCAUCAGUGCAUACAUAAACGGCGAAUUCAUUGUGACGUGUGUAAUAAGUCAUUCAGUCAGCAGACCAGCAUGAAGAGGCAUCAGAUCACCCAUAGUGGGGAGCGGCCAUUUUGUUGUGACAUGUGUAAUAAGUCGUUCCCGUACCGCACUAGUCUGAAGUUGCAUAAACGCAUACAUAUAAUCAUUUGUAUCACGGUGGGGGAUGCGCAAACUCCUGAGGUGGAAGCGGCGUUUGCGACAACAUCUAAGAUAUCACGUAGCAACAUAACAUCGGAAUAUAAGAUCACUGAUUGA